AUGAACCCUGGUUAAUCCACUAAGACUUAAGAACUCACUGAUGAAGGUACUAAAUUUAGCUAUGCGUAUAUUUAGAAUUUAUGAAACUUAAAGUAAUUCUAUAAAAUUCAAGGAUAAUUGAUUUUUAGUAAGAAGUCGUAUAUUCCGAUUCUCAAAGAGAUUAAUCAUAAUGA
Paramecium sonneborni is the source of this 173-nucleotide messenger RNA. NCBI's taxonomy places the organism in Eukaryota, Ciliophora, Oligohymenophorea, Peniculida, Parameciidae. The record is from the annotation of a GenBank genome assembly.